Molecule: messenger RNA, 543 nt
Organism: Exophiala viscosa
Lineage: Eukaryota; Fungi; Ascomycota; Eurotiomycetes; Chaetothyriales; Herpotrichiellaceae
Product: NADH dehydrogenase Fe-S protein 5
Exons: 3
Coding region: 135-455 (106 amino acids)
Biological process (GO): mitochondrial respiratory chain complex I assembly
Source: RefSeq, a predicted model, not a curated record
CAGCCACUCACUUGGCAGGCUAAAGCUCGACCGCAGCUCCAACGACUUGAACUCCACACCAUUCUACAUCACUGCGACUGCCGCAACGCUUGUGCAGUGAAUGGACAUCGUAUAGCAAAGGAAACCUGGUCAGAAUGGCAUCCGGCUACGGCUUGACUGGAGGUGUUUCUCGAUGCUUCCCAUUCUGGCAAGAAUACAUGUCCUGUUACGUUAUCAAUCAGAAUGAUCCCGAAGCGAGGAAAAGAGGUGUAUGUGCACCGCGGUUAGAAGACUACUACGAGUGCCUGCACCACAAGAAAGAGUAUGCGCGCACAGUUGCCAUCCAGAACGCACUACGAAAGGCCGAGGCGGCAUCCCCACGCGAAAACGCACCCAAGGUUGGCCAGAUUCGAAGUUUGGGUCUGAUAGGGAAAGAGGAUGAGACCAAGGCGAUACUACAAACCAGCCCAGCAUGAGAGCUAAAGAAGAAAGUGCAACUUUAAAGAGAUAGAUAUGAACAAUCAUGAUGUUCAGGUAGUUUACGGACUGUACAUAUUGACGGGA